AAUCGUGAUACUGGUGAAAUAAUUCCCGACCAAGUUAUAAACUUGACUGAAAUUUAUGAUCGUGUUGCUGAUGGAUGUGAUUUGAUUUUAGAUUCAGAUCUUCGACUUUUAGAUGAAAACACAGAUUUUGUGCCACUAUCAGCUGAUUUGAGAAUUUACUUUGAAGACAAAGUUCAAAAUCGUAGAGAUUGUUCUAAUGAUGCUGUGUGGUUUGAAAAAUUAUCAAAAUUCUUUAAAUUUAUUGUUCAACGGCGAACCAAUCGAGUACAAGAAUGGUUUCAACAAAAUACUAGUAAAUUUUCACCCGACAAUAGUGAUGUUAAAGAUGGAAUAUAUGCAUUAGAUCAACUA
Molecule: messenger RNA, 351 nt
Organism: Racocetra fulgida
Lineage: Eukaryota; Fungi; Glomeromycota; Glomeromycetes; Diversisporales; Gigasporaceae
Source: the annotation of a GenBank genome assembly